UCGUUGUUUAUAUCUGGCCGAUGUGUUUAUGUAAUUUACCGACCGCCAGUGAUAACCUUAGGCGGCAACUGAGAGCUAAAUUUGACUAAAUCUUAUAACGCCGUUCUGUAUGGCGCUGAUCAUUUAUAAUUGUUAAUUAUAAUAACAGGGGAUGUCGACUUCUUGUCUAAAAUGUUUCUUAAACUCCUUUUGUCUAUGGCUCAUUUGGUUUCAAGUGCUUUGGAGAUUACCUAAUGUGGAAGGACAAAUUUGUAAUCCUGGAUCAUUUCAAUGUGUCAAAACUGGAGAAUGUAUACCAAAGGGAUGGGUGUGUGAUGGGGAUGCUGACUGUGCUACUCCACAGAUAAAUGAUACAUCCGAUGAAGAUAUUUCAAGGUGUAAUAAAGAUAAUGUUUGCCCAAAAAAUUACUUUCGAUGUAAGGAUGGUAUUUCGUGUCGAAGGAUCUCGAAGCUAUGUGAUGGGAAUCAUGAUUGUCCAGACUUUUCUGAUGAAGGACCAUUUUGCUUAAAUAAAACAAUAUGUGCAACACUCAACUGCACUUACGGCUGCAAACCUAGUCCAAAAGGGCCACUAUGUUUUUGCAGAGAAGGCAAGGAGCCUAAUGGAAAUGAAUGUAUUAAUGCCCCGAAUAACACUUGUGGGAAUGAUGAAUUAUGUGAUCAGAUAUGUAAUAUGAAGGAUACAUCCUAUGAAUGCUCCUGUGUUGAAGGUUACAAAGCCAAAGGUCAUAGGUGUAUUGGCAUCAAUGUCCCUUACAAAGCUCCACCAACACUGAUCUUCACGAAUUCGGCAAAUCUCCAGCAUAUUUAUAUGAAUGGUUCUCUUAUCAAUAGUAAGACUAUUGUGACAGUAAUUGAGAAAACUCCCAUGGAUUUUAUUCACAGGAAUGAAACUAUAUGUUGGUUUAUGAAAUUUAACCAUAAUUCUGGGAUUCGAUGCAGCAGUGCAUUUGAUUUUUCUCAUCACUGGGAUUAUAAAUUGCCAGAUUUAUUUUCGCAAUCAAAUGUUAAUCAAAUUGCAUAUGAAUGGAUAUCUGGGAACUGGUACUUCCUUGAUGACGAACGAGAGAUGUUGUUUGUGUGCAAUAAAACUUUAGAGGUUUGCAUUUCUUUAAUUGAUGUUUCCCUCAGCAAACCGAAACAUAUUGCUCUUGAUCCUACUAAAGGAUUAAUGUUUUUUACUGAAUGGGGAUAUGCAGCUCCAGCUCUAGAGAAAUCUCGUUUGGAUGGCUCUGAAAGAAUAAAACUGGUUGUAGAAAAAAUAGUUUACCCAAAUGGAAUCACUGUUGAUAUUCCCACAGAAACUGUGUAUUGGGUUGAUAUGUACUUGGGCACAAUCGAGAAGAUUAAUUAUGAUGGAACUGGAAGGAAAACAGUCAUCAGAAAUGCACAGGUUAAAAAUUUGUAUGGAAUAUCUGUUUUUGAAGAUUAUAUUUACGUUACUAGUGUAGAUGGCAAUAAUAUUUUGGCCAUACAAAAGUUUAAUUUUAAUUCUAAACCCAUAAAAUCAAAUAUGACUCAUCCUUUCUCUAUCCAUGUGUAUCACCGACAAAGGCAACCAAAUGUUACCCAUCCAUGUUCAAUAGAAAAUGGCCAUUGUGAACAUAUAUGCAUACCACUUUACAAAUUUGGUGCUCCUGUAGCUAAAUGCAGAUGUAAAGCUGGGUUUAAACUCCUUGCUCGAGGUAAAAAAUGUGUAGCUGCUAAACAAGGCCAGAUUUUGCUGUAUUGUCGUGGCCAUCCUGGUGCUAUUAAAGGGAUUUCUUUGGAACCCAGUGGGAAACAAGAAGAUAUAAUGGUGCCUAUCCUUGGGCUAAAUAGGCCUAUUGCAAUAGACUAUGAUGCACGAACUCAGUUUAUAUACUAUUCGGAUGUUCAGCGAUAUGUCAUUGAACGGCAGAAAAUUGAUGGUACUCAAAGAGAAGUAUUUCUUGAAAAAGGUUUAAAUAAUUGUCAAGGAUUAGCUAUUGAUUGGAUGGGACGAAACUUAUAUUGGACAGAUGAAGGUUUAUUAGCAAUAUACGUGGCUAAAUUGGAUGAUUCCUCUGUUAAGAAACGACUAAUAUAUGAUAAUAUGGCUCAUCCUAAAGCUAUAGUUGUGGAUCCUAAAAGAGGUAUGAUGUAUUGGUCUGAUUGGUCUACAGAGUUUCAGUUGGCUCUUGGACAGUAUGGUGGGAAAAUUGAACGAGCGCAUAUGGAUGGAACUAAUCGGCAAGUCUUCUUAAGCAUUAAUUUGCAGUGGCCAAGUGGACUGAGCAUUGAUUAUUCUGGAAAAAAACUGUAUUGGUGCGAUGCUUACUUACACAGGCUGGAAAGAAUAUCUCUUGAUGGAACUAAUCGUGAAGCAAAGUAUGAAAUCUGGCAGUUUAGUAGAAUACCUAGGCAGUUUAGUAGAAUACCUAGGCAGUUUAUAGAAUGCCUGAAAACUGGCUGCCAAUGUGUGAAAAGAUUAAACAUUUCACACAUUGCCUAGACAUUUUAUAGAAUAUUAAGGGACAAACUGGCAAAGUAUGAAAUAUAUCUCCUAUUCAUUUUCAAUAACUGAAACUACUUACCGGAAGUCAAUAAAGAGGUAAAAAAGCCAAAAUUCUUACUAAGAAGGAACCAUGGGACUGUUGGUUGUUGAAUCACUAUGAUGUGGUGUUUGUGGAAAACAAAAGUAAACUCAUUAAUCCUGUUAAAGAAGUCACCAGUAUUACAUCACAAACACUGAGUUAUUUCACAUACUUCAUGAAACUCAUCUGACUAUUGGACGUAGAGAAUAUCCAAUAAAAUACAAAAUGUUGCAUGUAAUGAUAUUGAAUUGUGCGUCCACCUUUGUGAGCCCUGCAAGAAAAAAACCAAAAGGUACUAAAAAGGGCAUUGUUUUGAAACCUGUGGUUUUUUCUGAGUUUAAUUUAUGUUUUCAGGUAAAUCUUAUUCAUUUCCAGUCUCAGCCAGAUAGAUAAUACAAAUUUAUUAUGGUGUACCCAAACCGUAUCACUAAUUUUGUUUACAUGUAUUGAAUAGAAAUUUCUAAUGGCAGUCUAAUCAUAUUUUCUUUAGAUUAACAUUUGUACUUUUGAGGAAUGAACGUCUUUUAAAUUAGGUAGUUUUUCAUGUUGUAGUUUUUUAAUAAGGAUUAUUUUAUUUUUGAAAACACCACAAACUCUCAAAAAUUAUUUUCUUUUUUAACAUUAAAAAAAGGGUUACUUGUGGGAGCGAAAUCUGAUGAUAUUUUGCUCAACAUAAAACAAAUUACAAAUCCUGUUAUCUGAAAUUCACUUGGAGCUACAAGCAUUCAGAAAGUAGCUAUGCACACACAUAAAAUGGGAAUAUUAAAAUGUAAUAACUAAUUAACACAAAUGUGUAUAUAUUAAUACAAUUUUAUAGUCCUCUUUCUAUGUAUAUAAAUAGACAGAGAGGGCUGUAAAUUUGUAAUAUAUAUAUAUCUUGCUGUAUAUCUGCUCUCUCUAUAUAUGUUUGUAUGCUACUGAUGAAGUAGGCCGGCACUACAUGAAACGAUUAAAGAUUUCGCACAUUGCCUUAGGCAUUCUAUAAAAUGUUAAAUGACAAAACCUUAAAUGUAUGAAAUAUAUCUCUGAAUCAUUUCUAAUACCAUAACUACUUAUUAGAAGUUAAUUAAUGAUGUAAGAAAAGCCAAAAUUACUACUAAGAAAGAACCAUGGGAUUAUUGUUUGCUGAAUUGCUGUGAUGUGAUGUUAAUGCAAAAUAAAGUUAAACUCAUUAAUCCUGUUAAAGAGGUCAUUGGUAUUAUACAGUAUUAUGCCACGGACACUAAAAUAUUUCACAUACAGUGAGUGAUUGGUUAACAAACAGUUUGGACUGCAAACAAAUCGGACAACGAACACAUAUUCAGAUAACGAAAUAAAACGAAUUCUAACGAAUACUUCUCGGCUCUCGGAGCAUGUGCACGGUUGCCAAACACAACGGACCAAAAAUUGUUUUUCAUCUCUCUUGAAUUAUGUUGCUUGCCUAUUAAACUUCAAAGUUCUACAUUGGGAAUUUUUUUUUUUCCAAUAGAAUAUUUAUAACCAAAGUAGACCAUCAAUUUCAGUUUUGAUUUCAAUCAAAACCGAAACUGAUUUCAGUUUGAGCGCUGCCUCCCUCAUUUAUUCACUGUCCCAUACGUAGUCUUGAAUGACGAAUUCUAGAUUGCAGACCUGCUUUCCUCUCAUGGUGAAACAAUAUGCAUCUCGUUUCCUUCCCAGUUUAUGAAACUGGUUUUUUUUUGGAAGCGCACACCGAACCGUAUCUACAUCACAAAAGAUGAGAAAAAUGUUCCUGAGCAUAAACCCAUGAAAGAUCGAUUGAUGUUACUUUUGGAAGCUAGUGCUGGUGGUGAUAUGAAGCUUAAACCAUUUCUCGUUUACCACUCUGAGAAUCCUCUAGCAUUAAAAAAAAAUUCCUCGUUUACCACUCUGAGAAUCCUCUAGCAUUAAAAAAAAUUCCAUAAUCAAGAGAAGACUGCCAGUAAUGUAAAGAUCGAAUUAGAGAGCAUGGGUAACGCAGGCUCUUUUCAAAGAAUGGCUGUUUGAAGUUUGUGCCCCAGGCAUCAAGGACUACCUUGAUACAAAUGACUUGCCAUUGAAAGCACUGCUGCUAUUAGACAAUGCACCAGGACACCCAAAGGACCUUGAAGAUAAUUUGCUGACAGACAUUCCCUGGCUGACAGUUCAACUUCUACCUCCGAAUAUGACUUCGCUGAUUCAGUCGAUGGAUCAGGAGGUUAUUGCGAGUUUAAAAAAAUUGUACACUCGCGCGCUGUUUCAUCGGUGGUUUGAAGCAUACCAAUUCUUCUCAACAAUGACUUUUGUUUUGGAAAGAAAAAUUUGACAUUCUUGAACCUAUUCGUAUCAUUCAAAUGGCGUGGUCAGAAGUUACAAAGCAACAAUUCAUUUCUGCUUGGCAAAAGCUGUGUCCAUUCUUUGUUCCAGGAGACGGAAGUGACCAGGGAGACACUCCGGAAAUUAAUGCUGCUAGAGAUCUGGAAUUGGAGGUGAACGAGAAUGAUGUUGAAGAGCUGAUAACGGAACAUGAAGAUGAACUGACAACAGAAGAACUCCAAGAAAUCUUGAAUGAAGAACACCAAGAACACAGCGAAAUGUGUCUCCUUCUGAACAAGAGGAAGACGAAAGAGGACCAAUGGCGACAUCUGCCAUUAAAGAUCUUUUGAAGAAGUGGGAGGAUGUCAGUGCAAUGGUCUUAGAAUGGCACCCAAACCAAGCUGAUGUCAGUAGGGUUGGGGAUCUUUACAACGAUAAUGCUAUUAAUCACUUCUGGAAAAUCCUGAAAAAGAGAGAAAAGCAAUCAAUAUUGGACAUGUUCUUUAAUGUACCAUAAACAAUAAAUGAAAAGGACUGAUUAAUAUGCAAGAUUAUAUGUAUGUAUUAUUUUUUAAUAAACUUACUAAGAAAUUAUAUAUCCUUUUUUUUAAAAAAUUUAAUUUUUAGGGUCUCCAGAACAAUUUAAUCGAUUAAAAAAAAAAAAAAAAAAAAACUAAGGUAAAUCAAUGAUAGGUUAAUGAAGAAUUCGGAUAGUGAACAUAGUCUUGUAAGAGAUUUAUGUUUGUUAACCGAUCACCCACUGUACUUCAUGAAACUCAUUUGUGUGGAGUUUGUGAAACUGUUUUAUGGGGAGGACGUGACAGAAUAUUGAAAGAACUUUCAACCAAAUAAAAAUAUGCUACAUGUAAUGAUAUUGAACUGUACAUCCUCCUUUGUGAACUGUUCCAGAAAAGUGAUAAGGUGCUAAAAAGGGCAUUGUUGUGAAACCUGUGAUUUUUUUUCCUGAAUUUAAUUCCUGUUUUCAGGUAACCAGAUAAAGAAUAUAAAUUUAUUAUGGUGUACCAAAAUCAUAUCACUAAUUUUGUUUACAUAUUUUGAAUAAAAGUUUUUAAUGGCAGUGUAUUAUGUUUUUUUUCCCCCAAAAUAACAUUUCUAUUUUUGAGUAAUGAACUUUUUUUAAGUAAUAGCCUUAUUAUAACCUUUUUUUGUUACUUUCCCUGAAGAGCAUUUGUUAUUGUAUAGAUGCCCAGGUAUUGUAUAGAAUGCUUUAGAUAAAGUAUAUAAUAAUUUUCAUAUUUCAUACUUUGCCUAGAAACAGCAGGUAUGCUAUAAAAUGCUUAGAUAUUCUAUAAAAUUCAUUUCAUACAUUGCUGGUAACAUAUAUAAUUGAAUGUCAAUAAACUGUUGUUUAAUCCACAAAUGCUUGUAAUCCAUACUCAUUUUUAAGGAAGACAAAUAAAAUUUUAUUUUUUGAAAA
Molecule: messenger RNA, 6264 nt
Organism: Stegodyphus dumicola
Lineage: Eukaryota; Metazoa; Arthropoda; Arachnida; Araneae; Eresidae
Gene: LRP1
Product: LDL receptor protein 1
Biological process (GO): receptor-mediated endocytosis
Cellular component (GO): signaling receptor complex; plasma membrane; apical plasma membrane
Molecular function (GO): hormone binding; protein binding; low-density lipoprotein particle receptor activity
Source: RefSeq, a predicted model, not a curated record